UUCAAAAAAAGAAGAUGAACGAUAUAACUCAUUUUGUGAAAAAAGGUGGGAAAGCUAUGGAAAACUUAGACAAAACAUAAACACUAGAAACAACGUUAGUAUUCAAUUUUAUUUAUUCAAAAACAAUUCAUUGAACAUUACAUUAUUAUCCAUAUAUAAUGGCGGAGAAGUUAGAAGACCUGAACUUACCCAACGCCUCAGUGCAAAAAAUAAUCAAGGAAGCUCUACCGGAUUCUGUAAAUAUUGGUAAAGAUGCUAGAUCUGCUCUUUCUAGAGCAGCGUCAGUUUUCGUUUUGUAUGUUACCUCGCAGGCCUCCAAUGAAGCACAAAAAAGCAGCAGGAAAACAUUGGUUGGAAAAGACGUUAUCAAAGCUUUAGAAGAAUUGGAAUUUGAGAGCUUCAUUCAGCCUAUGGAGGAAGCAUUAAAAGAAUUUAAAAAUUCAAAACCAAAAAAGCAAGUAAAAGCGAAGAAAUCCAAUGAAGAUGAUCACAAUGAAGCAGAAGAUGAUCAUAAUGACACAGUAGAAGAGAUGAAUCAAGAUGAAUGAAUUUUAUUUAGUUACAUUGAAUUGUUCAUGAUUAGUUGUAAGGGGUUUGUUAUUUUUGUUAUAAAAUUACUAAGAAUCAAAUUAUUUAUUAUUGACUGUGCAGAUGAGCAGUAUCAUAGCUGAUUCGUACACUAAAUAAUACAUUUUUUACUCUAAGAAAUUUGGUGUAUGAAUCAGUCAUCACUGUUCAUUAUAUAUGAAUCUGAGGGAGCUAUUCUGCUCAAAAAUAAUAUUAAGGACUACCUGAAUUUCAUGUAAAUACAGCUAUGGGUUGUAUAGUCAUAAUUUAUUGAGUUUUUUCAGUAACUUGCAGAAAUAAAAGUUAAAUGGAAAAUGUAUGUUGAUAUGUAUAUUCGAAACAUUUUCAGCGUAGAUCAACUUAUGUACUAAUUCAUGAAGUUGUCAUUAUGUAAAUAAAUGAAAACAUUCA
Leptinotarsa decemlineata (Colorado potato beetle) is the source of this 978-nucleotide messenger RNA. It is a transcript of the gene Chrac-14, whose product is annotated as DNA polymerase epsilon subunit 3 Chrac-14. Gene Ontology annotation, cellular component: epsilon DNA polymerase complex; CHRAC. The record is from RefSeq and is a predicted model, not a curated record. NCBI's taxonomy places the organism in Eukaryota, Metazoa, Arthropoda, Insecta, Coleoptera, Chrysomelidae. Gene Ontology annotation, molecular function: protein heterodimerization activity; chromatin DNA binding. Gene Ontology annotation, biological process: heterochromatin formation; DNA damage response; leading strand elongation.